This is a messenger RNA of Lindgomyces ingoldianus, 2400 nucleotides long. Its product is annotated as GTP binding protein-like protein. The transcript is spliced from 5 exons. The record is from RefSeq and is a predicted model, not a curated record. NCBI's taxonomy places the organism in Eukaryota, Fungi, Ascomycota, Dothideomycetes, Pleosporales, Lindgomycetaceae. Gene Ontology annotation, cellular component: cytosol. Gene Ontology annotation, biological process: positive regulation of GTPase activity. The coding region runs from base 320 to 2221 and encodes 633 amino acids. Gene Ontology annotation, molecular function: guanyl-nucleotide exchange factor activity; protein binding.
GUCUUCACAUGCCCGCAUUGCUAGAAUUCCCGGAGAACGAAAUUAUUGCGUGAGGGAAACUGGUUCGCUUUCAACGCCGAAGCUUCUCGGAUUCCAUCUUUCCUUUUAUUGGUUACACAAGGUCCACUCACUGCACGAAUAUUACCCGAUCUAUAGUGGUAGGCGCCCACCUUGGACACGAGGCCCGAGCAGGCCGCCGUCAGCUCGCCCACCUCUUUCGUACAGGAGAAGUUACAAGAUGGACUUGGGUUCAUUCUAAGACUCCAAAGCUCCCUUACUUCCAUUGCUUGUAACUUGGUCUGGUACCCCAUCGUUCAAGAUGUCUCAAUUUAGCGGUAACUCAAAAGACUUCUUGGACUCGCUUGAGUCCUGUUUAGAUAAACACCCUAGAAAUCAAUACGAGUCGCUUAAGGGGGUUCCUGACCGGCUGACGGGGUUCCUCGAACAGGGUGAUGAAGGGACCUGCGAGAGAGCUGUGCAACUUCUGGGGACCGCCGUGGGGAAAGAACGGGAUUGGCAAUCGCCCUUUCAGGAGAACGGAGUUCUUGCCCAUGUCGUGCAAAAGCUUGAUCCAGCUUCAAAUUCGACGGGAUUGGCUAAACAGUAUCUGAGAGUCAUUGGCAAUUGUGUGGCAGACAACGAUGAAAAUCGUGAAGCUGUCUGCGAAAACCUAGGAACCCUCAUUGCUUGUCUCAAAGAGGAAGAUCUAACGGUUACUGCUUUAGCCGUGUUACUCAACUUAUGCAACGACUUUGAACCCGCCCAAAUUGAGGCUGCUAAGCUGAGGCUUGACUGUGUAAUUGCAGAGCUUCUUGCGGCCAACAGAAUACUAGAAGAAGCCGUCGACUAUGCUACUGAUCUGCUUACCUGGACUACCGAAAAGCUCACCCCAGUCCAAGUAGAAGAUGCGACCUCGGUCAAAACUUUUGACAGUCUUCUCCAAGUCUCCCUUCAGUACGAGGAAGACCACUACCAUGACUGGGUUGCAAUUUGCGUUCACUACCUUCAGGAUCCCGAGUUCCAGCAGAAAGUCGCGAAACCUGAGGUUCUUGAGAAACUCUUCGAUUUGAUGCUAGACUACGAGUCGAGGCUAUCACCAGAAGAGAUCCAAGCGGUCUUUCGAGCUCUUGGUGCAUCGCAAGAUCCUUCCAAAACACCCACAGAAGACACCAACACUACGCUAUUGGUGCAAUUGGUCAACUCACUCUCUGCUAUCUCUGCAUCAGACGCCUUCGUCAACCAUUUCAGCCUCAGAAGUCCAGUGGUGAAGAAAGUCAGGUCUAAAUUAUUCUCCUUGGCAACAUCGCCAUCCACUGUCUGCGCCUGUAUCAUGCUUGGAAACCUCGCGACAUCGGAUCAAAUAUCAAUCGACAUGGUCGAGGACAUGGGCCUACACCUCACUCUAAUCGGUCUUCUUUCGGCACGGAGAGAACCCGCGUUACUAUAUGCCGCUGCCGGCUUCAUGAGACACUUAGCCUUUCCAGAGGAAAACCGGGAUGCAAUAGGAGAAGCAGGACUCAUUGAAACGUGCUGCCAACUUCUUCUCAACAAAGAUCCUUCCGUACGGGGAGAGGCAGCCGCGAUUGUCUGUAAGCUCGUCUCAAACAAUUUCCGGAACAUCGAAAAAGUCGUGUACGAAGCUAUUCCGGAUGACAUUACGCCUACGCAACUACCUGGCGUCGAACUCCCCGUCCAUCCAACAAUUCUGUACCAUAUCGUCACACAAGCUUUAGUUCCCGCCGCGCCGUUGCCAAGUACAUCGAUGAAGAACGCGAUGAUUGAGAUUGGUCGGACCAUCAUCGCUAUACUCCGGUACCUUGGCCAGUCGAACGCAGAAGAAGACGUUGAACCGGUUGCACGCCAUAUGUUUAAGACACCGUUAGUGGCGCGACCAGUCGCUCGACUUGUUCGUCAACGCUUCUUCGCAGAAGCCCAAUCAGAAGGGCUUCUGGGUCUGGGGUUGAUGGCGCAGUCACACGAAGGCGCUGUUUGUGUGGUUGAUGAGAUGAAAGAAGAUGAGGGCUUGCUUAAUGCUGUGAGGGAGUUUACUGCUGCAGAAAAGAAGGAUGAUCAGCAAAAUGGCGACAUGCUGGGUCGUGAUCAUCAGAAUGCGCUUGUCCUUUUGCACGGACUUGCUACUAAUGGGGUCAAUGCAAUGGAUGCAUCUUUGAAAGACGACGUGAAUGCCUUGCAGACUGAGCUAAGCAAACUCAAUAUCUAGUCUGACGAUGUUGAACCAUAUAUAUGUCUACAUCUAAAGCAAAAGGCUAGAAUGUAACGAGGACACGGCCUCUGGAGUUGGAGGGUAACGAUCGAGGAUAACGAUCUUCUAGGCAAUGUGGUUUCACCGAACUGUAGAUAGAUAUCCCAUAGACCUUCAAGUGUUAUAUAGAGAAAGGG